Molecule: messenger RNA, 5529 nt
Organism: Sphaeramia orbicularis (orbiculate cardinalfish)
Lineage: Eukaryota; Metazoa; Chordata; Actinopteri; Kurtiformes; Apogonidae
Gene: cfap65
Product: cilia and flagella associated protein 65
Exons: 35
Coding region: 116-5356 (1746 amino acids)
Biological process (GO): sperm axoneme assembly
Cellular component (GO): sperm flagellum; cytoplasm
Source: RefSeq, a predicted model, not a curated record
GAAACGCACAGGACCACACACUUCCUAAACCUAUUCACCAAAGCGGUGUUUUCAUACCGCAAACGUUAUAAAUUUGAGGUUUUCCGGGUUUAUAUUUUUAGGUUUUAAAUCAGUCAUGUUAGCUGAGUCUCGGGGCCCAGACCCUUUGGGCUCAGCACAGUGGAAGCCCCACACCGAUGGAAACGAUGGCAAACUUCCAGGGAGUCUUCACAGACAACAGGUGGUAGAACGCCAGAAGCAAACAUCCAGCCAAAGAAGCUACAUCUUAGGGUUGGAAAUGGCGUCAGAGUUGGUGUGGGACAACUGGGACUUGGGAAAAGAGUUCACCAAGACAUUAGUGUUAAAGAACGUUCAUGCCAAGCUGCAGAAGCUACAUUUCAGGCCUCCAGUGUCAAAGUUUUUUACCAUCAUGAAAGAAAACCAGCAUCAGAAAAUUGUUCUGAGCCCAGGAACUUCUUUCUCAAUUCCAGUCACCUUUAGACCACUCAAGAGGUGUGAAUAUGAGGACAGCAUUGAGUUUCAGAGUAAAUUUGGCAGUUUUAAGGUCUGCCUUCGGGCCAUAGUUCCCUGUUAUGCCCUUGAGCUGCCUGACUCUGUGCUGCUACCGCUCUGUGCUGUCAAAUACUCCUCAUAUACUACAUUCUUCCUUAAAAAUGCAAGUAAACUGCACACAUCCUUCCAGUGGGAGGGCAGAGCACCGUUCCAGCUGAGUCCUGAGCAAGGCUUGUUAAAACCUGGCGAGGAGCUUCCCAUUACUGUCGUUUUCCAACCACAAGAGGCGCUGGUCUAUCAGGAACCGGUCUACUGCAGGUUUGGAGGUGAAGAGGACAAGUCACAGAGCUGCUGCAGUGUCCUCCUGCAGGGACUAGCAAAGUACCCGUACCUUCAGCUAAAAAAUCCAAAUAGGGAUGCGAAAAAAGAGCUGGGUGAUCUGGUGUUGGAUUUUGGUUCUGUGGCAGUUGGACGGACUUUGCAUAAACACUUUGACAUCUUUAACCCCUCCCCUGUAACGGCUUCAUUCUCUCUUUCACGAUUACCUGGUGGUGUACCCUUGUUGGGGUCAGAGUUCAGCUGUGACGUCACCAGGGGCGAGCUGGCCCCCGGUGCAUCAGUUCGGGUUGCAGUCAGCUUUACCCCCGCUGUUGCCAACACCGUCUCUGUGGAGUAUUUGUCUCUAAACUGUAAAGGGGCAUUAAAUGAAACCCUGCUAAAACUCACAGGAGGCUGCAUAGGUCCCAAAGUGUCGUUGUCGUCCCCUGUGGUGGACUUCGGCCGUGUGGAAGAAGGAGGCGCGGCCGUGAAAACAGUGGAUUUGGUGAAUUCUUCACCUGCUCAGGCCGUCUUCCAGUGGGACCUGGACUGCUGCGGACACAGUGUGUUCUGUGUCCAACCAGCGAGUGGCACUGUGGACCCGUACAGCUGCACCACACUGAGGGUUUCCUACAGACCCACACGGCCCAUCGCACACCACAGGAGGGUGUCAUGUCUCAUUCUACACAAGGACCCCGUGUUCCUGGACUGCAUCGGUACCUGUCACUCAGAGCUCCACCAGCCGACCAUACUGAAACCAGAGCACUUGGUUCUGUACAAACUCCACUGGUCCCGCAGAGAUACACAGCUGGACCCCUGCACUGAGGAGUCCGACCAAAGACGAGAUAAUGUUCCUGUGCCAUCCACCCCAAUGGAAGAAUAUUUCCAGUCCUGCCUGGGAAACAUGGAUCCAUUCUCUUCCAGUUCCUCUCCACUCCCUCCACAUGUGUCCGUCUCACCACAUGAGCUGCUGUUUCACCACAAACUAUCCUCCUCAUCUUCCUCUUUUACUUCUUCUCGGUCCGUCUCCAUCACCAACCACACCAGGGGAAAACUCAGCCUCGAGUGGACUAUUGCCUCAGACUCUCCAUUCGCCGUCUCUCCCUCAUCAUGUGACCUGGCUCCGCUGAAGUCCACUUCAUUCAUCGUGACGUAUUCCCCUAAGCAGCUCAAUACUCUGCAUGGAGCACAACUGGAGUGUUUUGCAUACAAUAAGGACAAUGGGGACCUGAAGGAUCGUCUGCUGUGUCCAUCCUGGUGUGUGACCGUCAGAGUUGUUGGACACUCCUUUCAACUCGGCAAAGAACACUUCAUCCCACGCUGCUCCCUUGAGCCCCACCUAGUGGUGUUUCCGUCUUUGAGUGUUCUUUCCCAUCGGACGGUGCUGCUCCAAAACAAAGGAGAGCUUCCACUUACCUUCAGUGUGAACUUAGACCAUGAUUCCGGUCCCGCUGAAGCAGCAUCUCUGGUUGUGGUGCCAAGCUGUGGUUGGAUCCUGCCUGAGUCUCAUCAAAUCCUCACCCUCAGAACCAUUCCGACAGAAGACGGACCCAAACAGGGGUUUAGUUUACACCUGGAGCUGAAUGCAGACAAACACACACAGAAACUGACAGUGAUCAGCACAGUGGAAAGGCCCUGUGUGUGUCUGGGAGGUGACGGCAGCUUGUACUUCCAACCCACCAACGUGGGCUCUCAAACCCACCGCUCCCACCAAAUCAGGAACCUCAGCCGCCUGCCUCUGCGAUUCCAGUGGAGAAUUCCAGAGUCAGACCAGGAGCUCAUCUGUGUUGAACCAGAUGCUGGUGAACUGCAUCCCAAUGAGACCACGGCGCAGACAUGGUCCUUCAGCCCACUGGAAGAGAAAACGUACACGUCCAGAGCCACCCUCGCUUUCUGGCCGACCCAGACUCCUGAAUGUGACAAGUCCCAUCUGACCCUUAAAGUAGUUGGAACGGGCGCUAUAGGCUUUAUUGAGGCAAAGACAGCAGUUCUAAACGUUGGAGAUGUUGUGGUUGGAACCUACCGGUCCAUUGAGAUUCCUUUAGUGAACAACAGCCCGUGCUCGGUCUCCUUUUGUGUCUCUGUACAGCAGAUCUGUCUGGAUAAGGACCUUAGCUAUGACCCUACAAACGAGCCAAGUGCCUUACAUCUGGACUGUGACAGGCUGACAGUUGCCUCACAGUCCACGCUGCUGCUUCAGUCCACAGUCAGACCACAUAGACGAGCCCAGUACACAUGGACCAUCAGCUACCAGACGCUGAAUGCCGAUGGAUCGACGUCAUCCCUUCCUAAGGUCGUAUGUGAAGUCCGUGCAAAGGGAGUUUUCCCCACUUUACAGGUGACUGAUGCCUGUAGCGGUGGUAGCAUAGGAAGAGUCGACAAGAUGCGCCUGUGGAAACUCCUGUCAUUGGACAGUCUCAAUGAACACCUGUUUGCCAACCCCUCCCCCACAGAACUCACCUACAGGACCCCCACCAGACACAGUCUUCGUUCUUGUCCUUCGGUUUUCACCAACACCACUUUGGAUUUCAGCUUCAGUGCUGCUCCCCUAAAUUCAGACCCUUCCACUUUUAUGUUGAUGCUUCAUAAUCCUGGAUCUAUCCCUGUGGACUGGGCAUUCUUGUUUCCUGACGACCAAGAAAUAGAGCUGGAGUACUGGGCUGAGACGGGAGAGUUUAGCAGCACUGAGCUGCACCAGAUGAAGAUUCAAGACAACCAUCUGUUCAGCAUCACACCAUGUUCUGGAACUUUGCACCCUGGCCAACAGAGGGCAGUAAAGUUCAGCUACAGUCAUGACUUUACAGGAACAGAUCGACUCCCUGUUGUGCUGAAACUCUCUUACGGCCGAGAGAUCUUGUUGAACUUUCAGGGUUUGACAUUGGAGACAGACAGGCCAUAUCUCCACUUUACCUCCAAAACACAUGUGUUUACCUCUGUAGCCAUCGAAGACCGUUCUCCUCCGAGGCAGAUGUAUGAGUUAUACAAUGGUGGUGCUGUGCCCGUGUUUUACCGAGUGGACACAGCUGUACUGUCACAGCUCCAGGCUGACAACUUUAACCACCCAGUGCUGUGCUGCCUCAAUCCAAAGGGGGAGGUCCUGCCGGGGAAAACAGCCACUCUAGAAUGGAUCUUUUCUCCAGUGGAGGCGAAGAUGUACCAUAUGGAUAUUCCUAUCCAGAUUCAAGACGGGGACUCCACACUAGUGAGGUUCGAGGGUUGUGGGUUUAAUUCUACAACCCUUGGCCUCUCAAACCCGUUAAACUACAGUGAUGUGAGUCCGUUUGUACCCGGUGGCCAGAGGCUGCCCUUCCCAGGACAGAUGGUGUUCCUGUCGGAGGACAGCGUCUCUCUAGGCGACAUUUCUGUUUACUCACAAACUUCAAGAAUCCUCUUCCUCACCAAUGUGUCCCACACAGACACGGUCCACUUUGUGUGGGAGCUGUCGCAGCAGCAUUCCCAGGUGGUGCACAUGAGUCCAAACAGAGGUGUUCUGUGUCCACGUGAGACCGUCUCUGCUGUCCUUACCUUCACUGCUGCUGAACAACCUACUGUUUAUCAGCUCCAUUUAAUCUGUCAGGUUUGUCACACGGAUGCAGCUCUCACUCAGUACCAUGAUGCUUUGCAGCGUCUGGAGGAAGAGCGAGAAAGACACCAAAAUGAAUUUACUAUCACUGACAAAAAUCUGACAGGAAGUCAUGGUGUUUUGACAGAGAAGGAACCUGUAGCAACUCCUGCAAGAAAAGUAUCAUCAUUUAGUAAAUACAAGACCCUUCCUCCUAUCUGUGCCGACAGUGGCUCCGAUACAUUAGGAAACAUUUGUGCCAGGCUGACAAAAGCUGAGCGGCGGGAAAAACGGCAGUCAGCGAAGGUACAGAAAGACUCCGAACCCCCCCAGCCUGAUCUACUGCACCUACGGGUCACAGCACAUUCACAUGGUCUCACCCCCGAUCAGCUGAACGAGCAGCACAGAUGCCUCCAGUCAGAUGAGCCCCAGAGGUCUGAAUCCUUUUCUUCCAGCCCAACACUCCCUGCUGGGAAGACUCCACCCACACACGGUCCAGAGAGAGACGUCCUCACAUACGUAUUCAGCUCCCUGCUCCGGGACAUACUGGACGACCCAGCCUUCGCCCAGUAUCUGAUUACUUCUCCGUUCAAGCCCGUCCUUUAUCAGGCUCUGCAAACGGCUCCGCCCCCGUGCAAAUCCCAGAAAACGUCUUCUUCAGCUGCACCUCAGUGUCUCUGGCAUGUGUCAGAAGAUGAGCUGAGAGAACAACACAGCGCAGCGGACGGUGACGAAGCCGCAGGACGCUCAGAAAAUGAGACUCACACGCCCUCAGACCGCCUCUCUGCUGAACACACUGACAUAGUUGAAGAUGUUUUGGUCCAAGUCCUGCAGAACGUGAUGGUGGAAGCUUCCAGAGGAGAGCUGGACCUUACAGCGCACCCCCGCUCUGUCAUCCUACCGCCUCAUUCUGCCAGAAACAGGAGGAUGUCCCGGGCCAUGGCUGAGAAGCCGAAGAACAAAAACAAACCAGCAGGGACUUAAUACGAAGACUUUUUUCACACUUUUAUGGACUAAUUUACAAAUGUUUUAGAUAUUCAUUCCAUUUCAACACCCUCCCUUGUUGAACUGGUAAGUGUCAUAUUGGCCUCAUAGUGGAUCAAGGACCAAAACUGCAAAAUUAAGCCAAUGCGGAAGUUAUUAAAGGUGUAAUACGA